AUGAGGCUUGUGCCUGUAUCCAAGAAGGACAGGAAAAAUGCAAAGCACAGCGGCGGCAUUGCCGCGGCGGUGACCAAACAAACCGCCGGCAAGUUCGUAAGACCCGUCAACGACGGCGACGAAAGUGGAAACGACUCUUCCAAGAGCAUUCCUACUUCCAACGCCUCCUCUCCUCCGAUCAACACGCCCGAAAUACGACCUUCGGCCGCGCCUGACAAUGAGAAUCCGGAGCCGUCGCCCUCACUGGAUGCCUUGUCCACAACUUCGGUUUCUGCCAGCACAGCUCCAAGCAUGAUCCACGACUGGGCGAGGAAUCGAAUGGCUGCUUCCCCAAGCAAUCUCAUCGCUCUGGCGAGCGAAUCACCUCCUACGCAGCCCUCUUCCUACGAAGACCCAAGCCAUCUUCACCAUGGCUGGUCGGCCCAGAGGGCUUUCAUGACACCGUCGCCAGCGUCACCUUCUCCGCCCACCAGUCACUCGAAGCGGCCCCUCAGCUACCAAAUGGAUCCCCAUUUCGUGUCUCCGGACAGCAUGCCCAGGGCUUCCUCGACUGCCCUGCAUCAGCGGCGAAGCUCUGUCAACUCUCCGGCCAUGUACUCUCAUGGCCACUCCCGCAUGGGCUCGCAUCCUCCUCCACUUCCUCACCAACCACAGGCACACUUCUACGGCGUCUCGGACCUGGACCUCACCAUCAAGCCACAAUCCGGUAUGAAGCCGGGUGAUCAGGGCCUCUACUUUGGUUUCGACAAGUUGCCAAGCCCUUACAGCGCGACUGGCUCUGAAAAUGUCGUCUUAGCCGGAUACCAGGGCGGCUUGGAGGUUUACGGUGUUAGCAAGAGAGGAUUAGAACCCAUGGCCAGCCUCAAAGGCCUGCGAGGUGGAGUUCAUUACGCCAAGAUACUUCCAUGGACUGUUGGCGGAGACAAGGACGGCAUCUUUCCCUUGGUCGCACUGGUGGUCCAUGGCCCCGUACUGCCCCGGCGAUCCCCCGCGACUCCAGACGAAGAGGACGACGAUGGCACGGCGAAGAAAACCGACGGUGCGGCGAGUCCUCGGUCCGCCUAUACUCACCACGAUGCCUUCUCAACACGCAACGGACAAAAGGGCCAAGCGAUUGAAGCAUAUCAGACCACCGUCGAAGUAUACUCGCUCAAAACGAACAAAGUAGUCGAUGUCCUUCUGCAGGCCCCAACUAUUCCUAUCAGCACAGAGGUUUCCAUUACUAGCCCCAUCUUCCAACCUCCGCUUCCCACCGGAGCAUUUGCCAUCAAGGCAGAUGCUGGAACGGUUGCGGUAUGCUCUGGUUCUACUGGCGAGUGCUGGGUCUACACACAGCUGCUGCAGGCGCAGAAUGGGCACUUGUUUGCUUGCACCGCCAAGCUAUGGACAUGUAUUCAGCCAGGCCAGCGGGGGGGCGAUGUACCCGAGGAGAGUGAUAAAAUGAACCCCCUUGGUGCAACUCGCCGACCCAACCCUCCAACUGCCAUUUUCGCUCUCAACGGCCGGAAGAUUGCCUACUGCCCAGCAGCGCCGUCUUCGAGUAUCGCCAUUCGAGCUCAUCUACCGGUUCCAAUCUUGGGAAGAGGAGCUGGCAUUACUUCUGUAACGCCUCCUCACCUUCCUUCGGUCACUGCUUCCGUGGAUCUGCCCAUUUCUGACAGCGUUGUCAACAAGGUCAUGCGCGAGGCAACACAGGAGCUUAUUCAGGGCGCAAAAUGGGUUGGCCAGCAGGGCCUACAGGCAUGGAACUCGUAUUGGAACAGGGCAACCAGCCCGCAAUCCCAGCAACAGCAGCCCUGGUCACCACCUCAGCAGUGGAACGGCACGCGCUCCCCUCUGAACGAUGGCGCUGCAUUUCCUCCAACGCAUGGAACGACUGGGCAGGCGGCGGCAACCAAAGAUUCGGGACUUGUUUCCAUCUUGGAUGUUGACUCCCUGGCACUGUCUCCGUCAAUCCAUCCUUCUGCCACCUUCUUAACGCCUCUAGGAUGCAGUUUCCUGUCAUUCUCACCCUCUUCCCUGUCGCUUUUUACAGCAAGCAGCAAAGGAGACGUGCAGACGGUAUGGGACCUGUUUCGAGUUCAACAUACACACUCCUCGCCUCUACAGGCGUCGAUGGUUACUCAUGACAGCACUGGCCCUCAAGUCCGACAAAUCGCCCAGUUCUCGCGCAUGACUGUUGCGCGGAUUAUUGACGUGGUGUGGAUGGAGCCUCAAGGGGAGCGCCUGGCCAUGGUUACGGAGAGAGGAACCGUUCAUCUCCUGGAUAUGCCCUUUAGCGCGUUCAUGUGGCCACCACCACGCCGGCGCAAGGUGACUCCCAAGCCUGCCGCCGAGCCAUCUGAGCCAUCCAGCUCUGCCGUUUCUCUCGCGUCUGGUGCUUUUGGCGCUGCAUACCAAGUAGCAAUGCCCUUUGUAACACGUUCGCGCCAAGGGAGUGGCAACAGCGCCUCUACUGCUGGUAGCAUUCUGAAAGACUCGGCAGCUCAGGGAGGGCGAGCGAUUGCUGCGAGCAUCACUAACUCGAUUGGAAAGACCGGCUCCGCCAUCAGCCAACUACGGCACACCGGAGAGAACCGGCUUUCACUGCCUCCAAGCUCCUCGCUGCCCUCGUCGUCAUGCGUGGUUUGGAUCAGGGGCCGCCGGAGCGCAACACUGUUCAACCUAGGCGGAGGACUUGUGCGAACAUAUCCUUACAAAUCUCGACGACAAUCAGGUGGCAAGCGGGCUUCACGUGUGAAUCGAUAUACCGAUCAUCAAGUCCCGCUUCUUCCAGACGACAACGUUGCUCCUGCAGUCCGCCAAAUCUUGGAUUCGGGCACGCAAGAAGAGUAUCUCGACCUGUCAGACACGGAAAUGGAUAUUGGAACGACAUUGACACUGAAGGGCCGCCCGCACGCGGUUUCCAACAAUACACUUCAUACUAUGGCCGAGACCAUUCCCCAGGCAGAAAUUGAGUGUAGCGCACCAUAUCAGCCUUUCCACACCGAUAGGCGCGUUAUUCUUUGCGAAUACACUCCUGCGUAUGGAAGCCAACUCGAGGGGGUCUCGGAAGUUUUGGCAAACUCUUCCUUGGAGGCCAAGGCGCCUUCUUCGAAGAAGUCGAAGAAUGGACAGCAUCUCGCUGUAACUGCGCCAAGCACAAGCAGCGCCGAUGGAUCUGCUUGGGCAUUCGGGCAGGACAUUUCUGUCGUCAAGCUGGAUCUCGGUCUUCCUACUGCCUUUGAGGACGAAUACGACGACCCAGAGGACCACCGACCUCUGCCUCCGUCGGCUAUGGAGCGUGUUAUGGAGUUUGGCGACUCUGAGCAAAUCGUCGUCACUACACGAAGACGGCGCGGAGCUCACCAAGGGGAUCCCGAUGGUGAUGGAUUCUUUGAGGACGACUGCGAAGUUCUCGAUUUUGCUGACCAGAGAGUCUAAUUGGCUCCCAGUGAUGGUGUCGCAAUUUCGGAAACCGAGCUUCAACUCUACAGGAUUUUGGGACUCGAGAGGACUUCUUUCUUAACUUUUUCUUGGGUAUAAACUAGGUUUUUUUUUACACUAAUUUGACAAACUUCUGACACUGGAUUCAUUGUUUUGCUUGGCUUUUUACUUCUCCUCUCUCUUUUGAGCAAAGUUGAACAAUACUGUUGGAGGAUUGGUUUAUGAAUUGGCUUAUUUAUACUCUUCGAGUCCCUCACUACCACUACCAGCUCGAGAUUUUUAUCUAGAUUGGAUGCGUUUGCCUAUAUGACUCCAUAGGUAGUUGCCUUUUUGUUCUAUAGGUAGCAUCUCUACUGUUUAGCAGCUUCUGUAGCGCCUCAUUAUUGAAUAGACACCAAUCGAGAUACCCCAAACUGACGUCUCU
Trichoderma atroviride IMI 206040 is the source of this 3850-nucleotide messenger RNA. The record is from RefSeq and is a predicted model, not a curated record. Lineage: Eukaryota; Fungi; Ascomycota; Sordariomycetes; Hypocreales; Hypocreaceae.